Messenger RNA from Corylus avellana, 2887 nucleotides. Lineage: Eukaryota; Viridiplantae; Streptophyta; Magnoliopsida; Fagales; Betulaceae. The record is from RefSeq and is a predicted model, not a curated record.
GGUCCUCUCUGUCUCUUUGUCUUCGCCGUCGAGCUCAAAGUGAACUAUUGGCUCCGACAAUUCCCACUAUAUUCAAUGAUAAUACGUCGUCUCUUCCACGUCCGCUCUCUCUCCACACUCUCUCCUGUCCCACAAAUUCAUCUCUACAAAUGCAACAAAGCCAUCCAAGACCUUUCCAAGGUCGGCCGAGUAGCCGAGGCACGCCAACUGUUCGACUCAAUGCCUCAACGAGACCCGGGAUCCUGGAACUCCAUGAUUUCAGGUUACACUCGGAACGGUCUCUUACCCGAAGCACAAAUGCUCUUCAAUGUGUUUCAUGGCAAGAAUGUGAGAACUUGGACAAUUUUGUUAACUGGGUAUGCGAAAUUCGGGCUUGUCAAUGAGGCUCGGGUGCUCUUUGAUGCAAUGCCGGAACGUAGUGUGGUUUCUUGGAACGCUAUGAUUAGUGGGUAUGUGGAGAAUGGUGAUUUGAGGAGUGCUAGAGUGUUGUUUAAUGAAAUGCCCGAAAGAAACGUCGUGUCGUGGAAUUCGAUGAUUACAGGGUAUUGCAAUUGCUCUAUGAUAAGGGAGGCGUAUGAGUUAUUUGAGAAAAUGGGGGAGAAAAGUUUGGUGUCUUGGAUGGUAAUGAUAUCCGGUUUUUUUGAGAUAAAUGAGUAUGGAGAAGCAUGGUUUCUGUUUUUGAUGAUGGUGAGAAGCGGAAUGAGGCCAAACGAGGCAGUAUUGGUUGUAGCUUUGUCAGCCAUAAAGGGGUUGAAUGAUUUAGAGUUGCUUGAGAGUUUGAGGACGCUGGCAAUCAAGACGGGGUACGAGGAAGAUGUGGUUGUGGGGACUGCAAUUUUGGAUGCCUAUACCAGGAAUGGGAGUUUGGAUAAUGCUAUUAAGUUCUUUGAGAUAAUGCCAAAUCGGAAUGAGUACUCAUGGUCAACGAUGAUUGCGGCAUUUGCACAGUAUGAUAGAAUUGACAAUGCAAUUGAUUUUUAUGAGAGGGAUCCGGCAAAGAGUGUUGCUGCACGGGCAACAAUUAUAACUGCAUAUGCUCAAAAGGGAAAGAUGUAUGAAGCUAGGCGUAUUUUUUAUGAGAUUGGUAACCCCAAUGUGGUUAUGUGGAAUGCUAUGGUUGCUGGGUAUGCUCAGAAUGGAAUGAUUGAAGAAGCAAAAGAUAUUUUUUUGCGUAUUCCUGUGCGGAGUGCUGCUUCUUGGGCUGCGAUGAUUUCUGGGUUUGUGCAUAAUGGACAAAACAGAGAAGCUUUAGAGUUGUUUACCGAGCUUCAUAAGUUAGGAAAUGUUCCAAAUCAUUCGAGUUUUACUAGUGCUCUUUUUGCCUGUGCAAACAGUUCAGAUUUUGAGAGGGGUAGACAGAUACACUCGCUUGCCAUUAAAACAAGGUGUCAAUUCAAUUCUUUUGUAGGAAAUGGGCUGAUCUCCAUGUAUGGAAAGUGUAAGAACAUCGAGGAUGUAUCCCAGGUUUUUAGCACAAUGUUUGUGAGAGACACUGUAUCUUGGAACUCACUCAUUUCUAGGCUUUCGGAGAAUUGCAUGUUGGAUGAUGCUCGAAAAACUUUUGAAAAGAUGCCAAAACAGGAUGCGGUAUCUUGGACUGCCAUUAUUUCAGCUUACGAGCAAGCAGGGCAAGGAGAUGUUGCCUUCGAAUUGUUCCUUGGCAUGUUAGCCAGAGGAAUGAGACCAAACCAAAUUACAGUUACAAGCCUCCUAAGUGCUUGUGCGAGCCUUGGUGCAACCAAGCUUGGGCAACAGAUCCAUGCCUUGACAUACAAACUUGGAAUUAAUUCUUGUUUGUCUGUUUGUAAUGCUCUUAUAACCAUGUACUUCAAGUGUGGCAGUCUGGAUGGCCUUUGUGUCUUUGAAGAGAUGCCUGACCGAGACAUAGUCACAUGGAAUGCGGUUUUAGGUGGCUGUGCACAGAAUGGACAAGGCACAAAAGCGGUCGAAAUUUUCGAAAAAAUGGAAGCCUCAGGGGUUAUUCCUAAUGAAAUCAGUUUUGUUGGGGUUCUAUGCGCUUGUGGCCAUGCAGGGUUGGUCAAUAAAGGGCGGGCGUAUUUUACUUCCAUGACCCGGGAUUACGGGAUUACCCCGUUGGUUUAUCACUAUACAUGUAUGGUUGAUCUCCUUGGUAGGGCUGCAAGGCUUUCUGAAGCUGAAGCUCUCAUCCAAAACAUGCCUGUAGAACCGGAUCUUGUGAUUUGGGAAGCACUUCUUGGUGCUUGUAGGAUCCAUCGAAACAUGGAACUUGGCCAGAGAAUUGCUGAAAGGCUUUUCCAGAUGGGGACAAUGAGACCUGGAGCCUAUGUUUUACUGUCAAAUAUAUAUGCAUCUCAAGGUAUGUGGGACAAAGUAUUGGAAAUAAGGCAAUCAAUGAAAGAUAGGGGAGUGAGCAAAGAACCCGGAAUCAGCCGGAUUGAGAUCAAGAACAAGCUGCACUACUUCCUUAUGGGGGACAAGACACAUGAUGAGAUUGGGGAGAUUCACUCAACAUUAAAGAACUUGUAUGGACGGUUUAGAGAAACAGGUUAUGUUCCGGAUACAAAUUUUGUUCUUCAUGAUGUGGAAGAGGAGCAAAAACAGGAUGAGCUUCUCUACCAUAGCGAGAAGCUCGCAGUUGCCUACGGGAUCUUACGCACGCCGAACGGAACGCCAAUUCAGAUCAUGAAGAAUCUUCGAACUUGUGGUGACUGCCACUCAUUUAUGAAAUCAAUUUCCAUUGUUACGGAGCGUAAGAUUGUUAUUCGAGAUGGGAGUAGAUUCCACCAUUUUAGGGAUGGCAUGUGUUCUUGUGGGGAUUAUUGGUAAAAGCUCGGUCGCUGAGCAUAUACCUCUACUUUUAUUCGGAUUAUUGAAUGUAUACAUAUACCACUUGUAAUAUUUUUUG